AUAGUCUCCCAGGCGCCGUCGGAUUGAAAAUAGAGACGCACACACUUCCGUAAACUAAAACAGCCCGGUGUUUGUGUGUGUGUGUGUGUGAAAGCUUCAGACAGGUUCUCAGUGUGUAUUAAUCGAUUUCACAAUCACACAUCUAUGGUGUUAAUGUUAGUUUAGUGGUGUCAGUGAUGGACCGCCGCAGAUCACCUGAGAGAGCCGGCAGAGAGACAAAACACGAGGAGAAGAAGAAGAAACGGAGACGGUCCACCUCCUCCUCCUCUUCAUCAUCAUCGUCUUCUUCAUCCAGCAGCAGCAGCAGCAGAAGUAGAAGCAGAUCCGCGAAGAAGAAAUCACACAAAAGCCAAGAUGUAAAAACACAAAGAAAGAAGCGCCGAAGAAGCUCCUCUUCUUCAUCAUCCACAUCUUCCUCCUCCUCGUCUUCAUCCUCGUCGAGCGACGAGAAGUCGAAGAGGAGGAGGAAAAGCAAAUCCAAGAAAAAGAAGUCCAAGAAGAAAAGGGCAAAGCUGAAGAAACAGAGGAAAAAGGAGAAAAAGAAGAAAGAGAAGCUGAAGAGGAAGGAGAGGAAGAAAGCAGAGGUGGUGUCCGGUGCGCCGGCUGGGAAGCCUCCGUCUUACCUGGAGGUGUGGCAGAGUGACGAAGGCGCAGUGGAGCUCGGGCCUGUGAUGACAGAUGAGCAGAAAGCUCGACUCUCCACUAAGAGGCCCCUCACCAAGGAGGAGUACGAGGCCAGGCAGAGUGUGAUCCGCAGGGUGGUGGACCCGGAAACAGGGCGCACCAGAUUGGUGAGAGGAGAGGGAGAGAUCAUAGAGGAGAUCGUCAGCCGAGAAAAACACAAAGAAAUCAACAAGCAAGCCACCAAAGGAGACGGGAACGCCUUCCAAAGGAAACUGGGAAUCAACAAGUAGGCUGUGAUCUUCAGGAGUGCAGCCGCAAUAAGCUGAAAUUUAUAUCCUAAUUUCAGACAGUUGCCUGUGAUUUCACAGUAGAGGAGUGAAGGUUCAAAAUGAUUGUGAUAUGUACUCUUGAUUUACAUUAAAAGCCUGUGUCUCCUGUUGACAUGCCUUAUUAAAUCCAUGCUGGAGUUAGAGAGCAACUGUAAUGUUUCGAAUCUACUGAGAUCUGCAAGAAGAACUUCAUUUAAGGAAGAUGUCCUUAAUAACUUGCACAUGCAUUAAUUAAUGCGUAUUUAUCUUGUCCAUGUUUUAAAGCCUUGCAGUGUUUCAGGUUUUUGCCUGAAUGGACUGUAGAAUCUGGUUUUCAGUUUUCUGUCCUUCAGAUGACGUGUAACUGCAAACAGUUUGACCAUUCAAAUGUUUUCUUCGUUUGACAUCACCUAACUCAUGUUGUACGUAAAAUUAAAGGAAUACUUCUCCCACAAAA
Messenger RNA from Plectropomus leopardus (leopard coralgrouper), 1389 nucleotides. RefSeq names its product ARF like GTPase 6 interacting protein 4 (gene arl6ip4). The record is from RefSeq and is a predicted model, not a curated record. NCBI's taxonomy places the organism in Eukaryota, Metazoa, Chordata, Actinopteri, Perciformes, Serranidae.